AGACGUUUUAUAGUUUACGCAAUGUUUUACCAAACUGAAACACCUGUCAUAUACUCCUAUAAAACCAUGUUUUCGUUUAAGAAUCAGGAGAUCAACUGAAAACAGUUCAAAUUAACACUUCUUGUUACGAUGUGGAUACCUUCAAUAUUUUUCUUUCUCUUCGCGUUUCAUUGCAUCUGUCUGUUCUCAAGUGCCAAUUGCAAAGAACAAUUGAUUCGAGAUGGAAAUUCCGAACACUUGAAUCCAAACCUAGAAAACUCGCCAGUCCACGGUCGAGUAAUUACGUUGGAAAAGAAACCUGCGGCCAACAGUGAAGCGUUUGACAAAUUUCCGGCGUUUCGUUGGAAAUACUUUGGUCAGAAAUCGAUCGAAAAUAUCACAUCGAAAAAUCAGCAAGUUCGUAGUUCUCUAAAGAAUAAACACGUAAUAUACACUGAUAAACUUCGUCCAACCAUCUUUGUACAACCAGAACGCAACGGUUUUCAAGAAAACGAGCAACUUCCCUUUCGAAAAUUGAAUCGGAGAUCGACGCAGACGAAAAAAGAGGAACGAAACACUCACGAAUCCGGAUUCCCCAGUUUGGUUGACGGCGAGGAUCAACACUCUGGCAAGCGACAAGCCGACGCUGAAACUUUCCAAGGAAACGAAGAACGAAUGAAGAAUUAUAAAGUUCAUAAUUUACGUGGUUUCAAUCUGUCAAGCUUAUUGCCACUUAAAAAUGGAUCCUUGGAAAUCGUUGAUCUGCCUAGUCUGAUCCGGAAAAUUUUUGACUUCCUUUUUAACAUGAUUAAGCUGAAACCAAAGGGUGAAAAUGAAAAUCAAUUGUUACACGGUACAAUAAUAAGCAAAUUUUUCGAAUAUGGAAAAGAUGCGUUGAAUAAUAUGAAGGAAAAUGUAGAAGCUGCGAAUGUUGGUAUUCACAAUGCAGUGAAAAUGGGUCCGUUAUCUAUAAACUUUGACGUAGGAAAACCAUGAUCUACUAUUAUUUAUAAAAUAUCAUCAUCUUUAUAUACAUACUACAUUAUAUUGUUGCUAUAAAACUUUUUUUUUAUUGCAAAUGAAA
Frieseomelitta varia is the source of this 1063-nucleotide messenger RNA. RefSeq lists its product as uncharacterized. The transcript is spliced from 3 exons. The record is from RefSeq and is a predicted model, not a curated record. The coding region runs from base 130 to 975 and encodes 281 amino acids. Lineage: Eukaryota; Metazoa; Arthropoda; Insecta; Hymenoptera; Apidae.